AUGGCUUCGUGCUCGCGCACAUCCGGGCGCAGAAGGCUAUGGUGCACUUCUUCUGCCACCGAGGACCUGAUGCAGAAAGGAAGGGGAUGGCAUCUUGCAAGAUUCACGGCUUGCAUCCAGAAACCUCACAGUUCCUGGAGGCAACGACCCGCAAAACAAAGAGCCCAAGGCCGAGAUCGCUUGGUGUGCGUUGGUGUCGAUGCACUGCCGGCCAUCAUCUUCCUGAUUCUGCUGCCUUUUCUGCUGCUGCUGCUGGUGAGCUGUGCAAGCCAAGAUCCGAACCAAGAGAGCCUGAACCGGUUCACUGCCACCGCGAUCUUCGGCCAGAUCCUGAUGUCUCUGCAAGCGCUGGGGUUGAUGAAGGAGCUUUCCAUCGACUGGCAGGAGCAUGCGGGUUGGCUUAGGUCUUAG
Messenger RNA from Symbiodinium natans, 411 nucleotides. The record is from the annotation of a GenBank genome assembly. NCBI's taxonomy places the organism in Eukaryota, Dinophyceae, Suessiales, Symbiodiniaceae.